Molecule: messenger RNA, 1329 nt
Organism: Folsomia candida
Lineage: Eukaryota; Metazoa; Arthropoda; Collembola; Entomobryomorpha; Isotomidae
Exons: 2
Coding region: 481-1137 (218 amino acids)
Source: RefSeq, a predicted model, not a curated record
CAACGAACGGUUCAUCCAAUUCACAGAAAAACGUUUCGAUAAAAAAUUUUGUUCAACCAAAUCAAUUCCUUCCUUCAACCUGGAAUGCAUUGGGUUAAAUAAAUACACAGAGUGCUUAUCAGAACGGACAGAAUUCCUGGAAAACCUUGGCUAACAGUGUGGACUGGAAUGGACGAUAGAUAAUGAACUGCAAACAAGUGAUAUACUGUGUAUGUACAUAUUUCAUUGCAUAUGAUGCCUAGUUAGGUUAGAAUCGCAGUUGGAUUAGUCGAGGUACACCAGCAAGUGAAUGCGAGUGAAUCAAGUUUCUAUCUCUUCAAAUUGUCAGGCAAGAAGUAUAAAUAAAUCAUCCAACAGUAUUAUUCUCAGAAAAUAUAAUAACUCCUAACAUUCCCUGUUAAUUAAUCUGUGUAUCCGUAAUUCGUCCAAGCGCAUUUAAAAUUGAAACUAAUUGAUUCAAGUUGAAGCAAGUAAACAAGGAUGGUGGACUCAACCCGGAAAUAUCUUCACGAAAGGGGUCAUGAUGUGUUCGAAGUCGUUGAGGAUGUUAAACAAUUUUGCUCCCCGAUUGAAAAACGGAUCUUAUCCCCAGAACAACUCCUAUCUAUUCAGAAAUUCAGUCGAGAUUGCCAACAGUACCUGGAGAAUGGAGCCGCCAUCACCAGAACAAUUCCCCCUUUGAAACCAUGGGCGUUGAUCCAGUUGGAGGACACCAUGCGGAAAAUGCGGAGCGAAUUGAGAAUUAUUGAUGCGGUGGUUUUGGCAGCGGUAGGCGAUUCCUCGUCCACGAUUUCUCUACUAGGCGGUGCUGCCGGGAAACCUGUGGCGACCCUAGUGGUCGCUGGGGCGUUGAAAGGAGCCAUUAUUGGAACCCCGUUGUGUGGAAUUGAUGUCGGAAUUGUAGCUGGGAUAGGGGCAAUUGUUGUAAUUCUAACGAGCUUGGCGUCCCAUUCUGACAAAUUGGAAUCCAACGAGGUGAAAAUCCUGCUUCAAAACUUGGCAAAUUUAGUAGAAAAUGUCAAACGGAUGAAUGGGUUGAUGAGGGAAGCGUAUGGGAUGAGCAGCGACAGGACUAAUAAAGGGGAGGAGUGGAGUAAAACCAACAAAAUUUCCGAGGUUGAUUAUUUGAUUGAUUGAUAAUGGGUUGAUCCACUUUUAUAAAGGUCGAUGUAAUAAUUGGCUAAAUUUACAGGUGUUUACAGCGUAUUAAUUCAUUUAUUAAUUUAUUAAGUCAUUUAUUAAUUUAUUCUAAUCAUAAUAACCUUAAUUUAAUUAAUUAACUAAUUAAUUCAUUCAUUCAUUCUUUCAUUCAUUCAUUCAUUCAUUCAU